CAGAGAACGUGUUCACGAUUUCCCGCACCCCUCCAUCUCCCCACUCUCUGUCUUGUCCGUCUCCGUCUCUCUCUCUCUCUAACUGAUCCGAUCAGCCUCAACUUAGAGGUCUCGCCUGCAUGAGCUCACGAACCAUGUCGAUUCUCUUAACGCGCGAGGGGGUUGCGGGCGAGAGGCGCGGGAGCGACUGAUGAGCCGGCAGCGGUGACGGAGAGACGGGAAGGCAGCGCCGAGAGGAGAGACGCAAGGGAAGAGAGGACCGCAAUGGGUGAGCUGGGACGUGGAGCCAUCGAUCCAGCGAGGGACGGGGUGGUGCUGGCGGAGAGGACGGCACCCCGGCCACUUCCACCCGGCAGCCGCCACAGGGAGUUCAGCUUCGGGGCCCUCUCGCUGGGCGAGCCCCUGCCACCCAUCGCCUCCGCCUCCCCGGGAUUGAGCCGCACGGCCCCGGCCAGCCCGGCCACCUCCACGCGCCUCCCGGCCACCUCCACGCGCCUCCCGGCCAACCGGCCCAAGUCGGCAGUAGCCCGCAGACCGCCCAGCGGGGCCGUCACCACCGUCAUCACCGUGUCGCCCAGGAACCCGCCACCGCACAUGGUGAUGGGCCGGAGUUACACGCAGUUCCCGGACGGCACGGGCACCCCGCAGGCGUGGCGGGAGGUGCGGGCGGUGCACAACUUCCCCAGGGACGCGCCCGCGCCCAUCGAGUCCCAGCCCAAGCGAUCGGGCAAUGUCGGUGGCGGCGCCAACACCAACAUCGUGGGCGCCGCCAGCCGGGUGCAGGUGGUGCGCGAGGGCCGGCGGGGCCAAGACGUGGGCAUCGCCAUUCCCGUGUGGCCCAAGCCCGGAGGCAGGGUAUCGGCAAUCCGGCCGGACCCCCGCGGCAACGCCCAGCCUCAGCGCCAGCACGGCGCCGCCGCCGAGCGCCCGCCGCUCAGCCCGCUCGCCUCCUGCUGCGCCCGCAUCUGGCACUACGACGACGGGCACCGCUGGUAUUCGUUCCGCGGCAAGGGCGUGGGCUGGCUGUGCGUGCUGCUGCCGGCGUUGCUGGUGGCCGGCCCCGUGGUGCAGGCGCUCAAGCUGAUGCAGCUCAACGGGCGCUGCGAGCGGUGCUGGGCGCGGUGCUGGGCCCGGGACCCGCUCUACGACUGGUUCAGCUGGCGCGACAAGGGCCCCGGUUGGCGUGCGAUGCUGGCGCCGCUGUACGCCCUGCUUGUGCCCGCUCGUGGUCGUCUUCGUCAUCUUCACCGUGCUGUCGCUGGCGUUCUGCGAUUCGGGGACGGCGGGUGCGGACGUGGAGGCGGGCGGAGGUGUUGGUGGCGACGGCGGCGGCGGCGUGGGAGGGAGCACCAUGCCCAACGGUCGACCGGAUGCAACCAAGCCUCACGGCAAACAAGCAGCAGCGCGCGAGCCAGCCUGGUGACCGCUGGCACUCGCAACGCUCACGACAAUAGCGGCGUGAAAAGCAGUCACACGUCUGCGGAAGCUCACACCGAAGAAAAACUGCAAACGAUUGUAAAGCGAUGAGUUGUGUCGACUGUUUUCUGAAGAUGCAAUGCUGCAAGGUUUUAUGCGAAAGUGCUCGAUCAAAACCUCUCCCUGAAAAUGAGUCAACACCGAGUUGAGGAUUUUUUUUUAUGGGAAAGUAAUUAUUAUGCAGAGGGAUGGCAUGUAUUGAAAACAUGAAAACGCAAAAUACUCUUAAAAACAUAAUGCAAUAGAGACAAUGACAAAUACGUAGAGGUUGUUACGCUGACAAACUUCACAUGAAGUUGCUUUACGUGAAUUUUUUUUAAAGAAACAAUCAAAGCAACAUUGUAUGCACGUAUGUGUGUUGCUGUAGUAUAAGGGAGUGGUAGUGUGCUGCGCUACGAACCCGGCAAUCCGGUUCGAUUUCUGCUCACGGUCGACACCCAAUGAUGAAACGAUCCUGGGCCUCCCCUUGGUCGACUCAGCCUCCAAUGAGUACCUGGUGCAGUGUGUAAACAUCACCACUGGGGAGACAAAGGCAGCCGGGCGUGGUGCUGGCCACCCACCCCCUCGUGUGCCAUUCUGGGCUUCAUAAAUGCUCGCUAACAGAAAUUGCCCCAACAGUCUGUUAAGGCUAUACGUGGGAUCUUUUGUCUUUUGCUGUAGUUCACGCAACCUAGGUCUACACUGCACUGUUUGCUGUGCGCUAGCAGUCAUACAGUUGUUUGUAAACAAUGUGCAGUAAUGGAAAAGUGUCUUUUAAAUACUCCGUUUGCGGGAAACGACACGAAUUGCCAGCACGGCACGUUGAUGCGAAAUUAGGAGCAAUGUGAUAGUGCCCACUGAAGUGUCCAAUUGCCUAAAUGUCAAAUGGCCCCAAAAGGCAAUUUCCUGAAGCGCCUGUGAUGUCAUAAGCCUAAUUAAAGUGCGCAUUUAGAGAAGGGAAAUAAAGCUUCGACAGAAAGGUCAUCCUUCUACAUUUUCAAGGCGCAUGCUGUUUAGCACUCGAACGAGGUCUGUUUGGCACAACAUCCGUACCCGCACAUUUGGCUGCAUUGUCUUUUAAGCACUUGAAUCCAUCAAUUACACUUGGGUGCAUCCCAACCAGGGCAACCGUUGUCUAAGACAGCUUCUCCAGCUCAUGAAUACUAAACAAGACUGCGAUUGCCAGUUCAUCUAUUGGAGGCACAUGAAGAGGCAUUUUGCCUACAUUAGAAAACAAUAUUUGCAAAAUUGUAUAUUAAAAAAAACUAAAUCGACCUGGCUACUUCUCCAGACCAGGUUUGAAAAAAAGAGCUCACUGCCUUGGGUGGCUAGACUACUUGUUGUAAGACAUGUUAAGAAAUAUUCUCAAGGUGGUCAUUUUGGCGAGGUCUCCUAAACUGCCAGUAGUCUCUCGUGACCCCUCAGCCCACGACACAUUCUGGCUUAACCACAUCCACCAGUAUAUUCCCACUCAAUUGCAAGUCAUGUCUACGGUGCACUAUUUUAAGUGGUAAAACUACGAACGGAAAUAUGGCCCCAAGUGAGCUGUGGGGAAAUUCUGCAACAGACAGUUAGUGUACAUCGACACAAUCACAUUCGCAUAAAGAGACAUUUGUAGCCAUCUGGGCAGCGGCCAUUUCACCUUCUACAUUUGAGAAUGCUGAUUAGGGAAACGUUGUUAAUAGAAAGGCAACCCUGGGCUUCUAAACCAGGUGUCAAUUUCCUGACUCCAUGCUCACACCCUACAGAGACUAUUUUUAAUGAAUUCUCAGGAUGCAUAAAUUAAGACUUCAACUCUGCGUGGAACAAAUUUUGCAUUAUACCCUCAACUUGCAAUUUGUCAUUAUACGCUCAACUUGUAAUGUGUAAAUGCAUUAGUGCACAAUUUAUGUAGCAAUGCAAGCAACUCCAUACUGACAGAUGUUUGGUAAUGUUUGCAUGUAACAUGUUACCACCUUUGGGACAAAUGCAGAAGACAGUGCAUGAC
Molecule: messenger RNA, 3442 nt
Organism: Lethenteron reissneri (Far Eastern brook lamprey)
Lineage: Eukaryota; Metazoa; Chordata; Hyperoartia; Petromyzontiformes; Petromyzontidae
Source: RefSeq, a predicted model, not a curated record